AUGAAUGGUUGCAACAACGAUCAGAUAACCCUGAAUGGCCAAUCUCCAUUGGAAAAGGUAUCGCCGGUGCCAACAGUGGACGAUCGUGCUAUUGCCUCUUCUCUGCUUACAUUAUGCGGCUUUACAGCUUAUGUGGAACCGAUCCCGAACAACAUUGCUUCACGGGUGGAUCUUGUUCGAAUACCGAAACUUGCCGAUGAACCACUGGAGGUAACUUUUAAGUUGGAUGAUAUCGCCGAGAAAUAUCCGCCAGUUCUUGGUGAAUUAUUCACAACAGGGCCUCGCGAUGGUUUCUUCCUGGUGAAAUGUUGGGCAAAUAUUGAGUUUUCACUUCCAGACGAUAAUUCAGCUCUCUACGCAGUGGAUAGCUUUUAUGAAAGCAAUCAACAAUUUGAUAUUACGGUAUCCACAAAAGUGUGCUCAUUCGGAAAACAGGUCAUCGAAAAAGUUGAGGUGAAUUUUAAAAUUAUUACACAGAAUUCUGAGGAAAAGAUAAGCGAAAGAUUUGUUUUUCUUUAA
This is a messenger RNA of Gongylonema pulchrum, 519 nucleotides long. The record is from the annotation of a GenBank genome assembly. NCBI's taxonomy places the organism in Eukaryota, Metazoa, Nematoda, Chromadorea, Rhabditida, Gongylonematidae.